Messenger RNA from Pantherophis guttatus, 777 nucleotides. Lineage: Eukaryota; Metazoa; Chordata; Lepidosauria; Squamata; Colubridae. The record is from RefSeq and is a predicted model, not a curated record.
AUGAAAGUUCUCCCCAGAAAAGCCGCCUGCUCGGAGAGCGCCCAGGACCCCCAUUUCAGCCUUCAGCUACGAAGAUUCUCCUUUAUGACGCUGGCAGGCAAAGAACCGCCGGCGUUCAUUUCAUCCCAGCUUUCCCCACCCAGCUUAAAGGGCCGGGAAUCGCGGCUGAAGAGCAACACUGACGCCGCUUCUACAGAAUUCCGGUGGAGCCGGAAACAACCGGCCUUCAUUCGCGAGGAAACUUUCGAAGGCGGCCAGCGCACAAAAGCAGGAAACCUCGGGAUUAAAGGCGGGCAGCCGCCUCUGAAGACGCGGGGAGAUAAGCGCCGCGAACAAGUGUCCGGAAUGUUAUUGUUGCUUUGCAUACAGAAUGAAAUCGCCGCAAAUCCAGAUUGGCUGCAAGGAGAAGAACUACGCCGAAGUCGAGAGAAACCGUUUCCCCGCUCCUUUGAACCGCGGCGUCGCAAUCAAGGGAUCCCGGGGUUUCUUGUAGACGGAGGGGACGAAGCCAGAAAGGCGCGCGGAGGAGCGGCUGGCAUCGAGGGAAGGAAGGAGGGGGAGGAGAAGGCCGCUCGCCGCUCGGGGAAGCCCAGGAGCCGCCCGAAGCGAGCCAGGCACAGCAGCGAAGGCGGCAAAAGGCGACCCGCAGCUCCAACCUGCGCGCGGACAAAGCGGCGACGGCCGCCCUCGCAGCCCUCCCGGAGGAAGACGAGAGGGAGGCGGGGGUGGGUGGAGGGUCUUCUGCCGGUGGAGCUCCGGGCGGAGAGGCGCCCCUGA